Diaporthe citri is the source of this 7086-nucleotide messenger RNA. RefSeq lists its product as uncharacterized. The transcript has 9 exons. The record is from RefSeq and is a predicted model, not a curated record. Gene Ontology annotation, biological process: fatty acid biosynthetic process; secondary metabolite biosynthetic process. NCBI's taxonomy places the organism in Eukaryota, Fungi, Ascomycota, Sordariomycetes, Diaporthales, Diaporthaceae. The coding region runs from base 1 to 7086 and encodes 2361 amino acids. Gene Ontology annotation, molecular function: oxidoreductase activity; fatty acid synthase activity; phosphopantetheine binding.
AUGGGGGACCAACCCCUUCAAGACCCCAUCGCCGUCGUUGGCUUUGCCUGCAGGCUCCCGGACGAGUGUGAUACACCACAAAACUUUUGGAAGUUCCUCGAGCGCGGCGGCGUUGCUAAGAACGAACCCCCUCCAUCCCGCUACGACAUCAAGACACACUAUGAUGGCACUCGCAAGGAGAAGACCAUGGCCUCCCCUGGCGGCAUGUACCUGCAAAACGUCGACGUCCGCGACCUGGACGCGCAAUUCUUCAAGCUGUCCCGCCUGGAAGCCAUCUCCAUGGACCCUCAGCAGCGACAGCUCCUCGAGGUUGUCUAUGAGGGACUCGAGAACUCGGGUAUCACCCUGAAGCAGCUUGACAACCGGCCCAUAGGCUGUUUCGUUGGAUCCUUUGCCUGUGACUACGGAGACAUGCAGGCGCGGGAUCCCAUGGACCGGGCACCCGCCACGGUAGUUGGUAUCGGCCGAGCUAUGCUGAGCAACCGUAUCAGCCAUUUCUUGAACAUCAAAGGCCCAAGUAUGACCAUCGAUACGGCCUGUUCCGGCAGCUUGACAGGGCUUGACGUGGCCUGUCGCUAUCUCCAAUCUGGCGAGAUAGAGGGAGCCAUCAUUGGUGGUGCCAACCUCUAUAUGAGCCCCGAGCACGUUAUGGAUUGGCACAUGGGCUCCGGCGGCACAGCCUCGCAUUCCGGCAAGUGCCACACGUUCGACGCCAAGGCCGACGGCUACAUCAAGGCCGAAGCGAUCAACAUGGUGUAUAUCAAGCGCCUGUCGGAUGCCGUCCGCGACGGCGACCCCAUCCGCGCCAUCAUCCGCGGCAGCGCCGUGAACAGCGACGGCUGGACCGCGGGCAUUGCCAGUCCCAAUUCGGAGGCGCAGGCUGCUGCCAUCCGACGUGCGUAUGAAAGCGCAGGCAUCAAGGACCUGUCGCUCACCGGCUACGUCGAGUGCCACGGGACUGGAACAAGAGCCGGUGACGUGAUCGAGGUGAAGGGUGUCUCGUCGGUGUUCCGCGAGUUCCAACCCAAAGACAGGAAGCUGCGCAUUGGAUCUGUCAAAAGCAACAUCGGCCACUCAGAGCCUGCCGCCGGGAUAUCAGGUCUCCUCAAGGCCAUUCUCGCCCUGGAACAUGGCGUUAUUCCUGGCAACCCGACAUUCAUCGAUCCAAACCCCAAUCUAGACUUUGAAGAGCUGCGCGUACUCCCAUCGCGUACGGCCAUUCCGUGGCCCGCCGACAGGAUGAAACGGGCCAGCGUCAAUUCGUUUGGCUACGGAGGUUCCAACGCCCAUGUCAUCCUCGACGCCGCAGGAGGUUUAAGCAACCAUGUGUCGUCGUACGAAGCCGGGUCGGAGGGCUUCGACAUGUUCGACGACGAGGACGAGGUAGUUGAAAGGCCCUAUCUUGUGGCGCUUUCUGCCAACGACGCGCCGUCUCUGCAGGGGCAGCUUGCCCGGCUGGAUAAGCACCUUUCAGACCCUACCGUGCGCGUGAAGAUGAGGGACCUGGCAUACACGUUGGCCGAGAGGCGAAGCCGUCAUUUCCACCGCGGCUUUGUAGCUCCGUCGUCAAAAGCCGACCUCGGAUCCGCGGUGCUCACCAAGGGGACGACGCGGGAAACGCCUCCCUCUCUUGGAUUCGUCUUCACCGGACAGGGUGCACAGUGGUCCGCUAUGGGCAAGCAGCUCCUUGAGACAUACCCGGUAGCCGCAGACACAGUACGGCAUCUGGACCAAACUCUCCAGAAGCUUCCCAGCGCUCCGUCUUGGACCUUAUGGGACACUCUGACCCAACAAUUGACGGGGGAUGAGCUGAAGUCUCCUGAGCUAUCGCAACCGGUUGUGACGGCGCUCCAGCUCGCGCUCCUCAGCGUCCUCUCCGAUGCUGGAGUGUCGCCGACAUCCGUAGUCGGGCACUCCUCGGGAGAGAUCGCGGCAGCCACAGCCGCAGGCUACCUCACCCCCGAGCAGGCCAUCAAGAUUGCCUACCUUCGAGGGCGAGCCACCACAAAAGUCCGUCCCGCCGCCCCUCUGGGCAUGCUGGCUGUGGGCCUCAGCGCCGAGGGCACUAAACGCUACCUCGCCGGCACCGAGGCCGAGAUUGCUUGCAUCAACAGCCCCGAGAGCGUCACCGUUUCCGGCUACAGUGCAGAGCUUGCCGCGAUCGAGGCCGCUAUCAAGGCUGACGGAAAGUUUGCACGGCUGCUGCAGGUGAAGGCGGCGUACCAUUCCCGGCAUAUGCUCGAGGUGGGCAACCUUUACAGGCAACUACUCGUCGACCAGGUCGAGUGGGACGACGACGCGCUCCUGCCCGGCGUCAACAUGGUCUCCUCCACGACGGGCGACAAGGUUGACGCCAAGCUCGGACCGGACUACUGGGUGCGAAACAUGGUGUCUCCCGUCCUCUUCGACCAGGCCGCCGGCCAACUGAUCGCGGCCGACGACGCCGUAGACAUGCUGAUUGAGAUUGGCCCAAGCGGUGCCCUUGCUGGCCCCAUCGGCCAGAUCAAGAAGCUUCACAAGUCCACGGCCGAGUACCACGCCGCGUGGAAGCGUGGCGAGGAGUCCCUCCAAGCACUUCUGGGCAUGGCUGGCUCGCUCUUCAUCGCCGGACACCCGAUCGACAUCACCAAGAUGAACCAGGACUCGGAGACACAGGCGCCCUCGUUCGUGGUGGACCUGCCCAACUACAGCUGGAACCACUCGGUGCAGUACUGGGCCGAGAACGAGGCCAGCGCAGACUGGAGGUUCCGCGAGUUCGUGCACCACGACCUGCUUGGCACCAAAGUUCUGGGCACGUCGUGGCAGUCGCCGACAUGGAAGAAGAUAGUCAAUGUGCAAGAGGAACCGUGGCUGGCAGACCACAUGAUCGGCGAGAGCGUCAUCUUCCCGGCCUCGGGCUAUAUUGACAUGGCCAUCGAGGCAAUCUUCCAGCGGACCAAGGCCCUAGGCCGCAUCUCCCCAGAUUCCAGCGUCAAUGACCAGACCUACCAACUCCGCGACGUGCGGUUCGACCGCGCCCUCGGUCUUGACAACAAGGACCAGGACGUCAAGAUGUUCCUGAGCCUGACGGAGCGGAAGAGCACGGCAUGGCACGAGUUCAAGAUCUGGUCCAUCGGCCCGGACCGGGAGUCAGACCAGGAGCACUGCCGGGGCCUGAUCAGCAUCGUGGCCUUCGCGCCCGAGGUGGCCGGCGAGGACAAGCUCGCGCCGCUGCAGCACAGCACGCCCGCGGGCACGUGGUACAAGGCGAUGCGCGAGGUGGGCUACAGCUUCGGCCCCAGCUUCCAGAAGCAGCUGGCGGUCGAGGCGGUGGCCGGGCGGCGCAGCAACCGCGCCCUCGUGUCCCUGGACCCCCCGGCGUCGGGCCACCGCCAGUCCGACUACCCGCUGCACCCGGCGAGCCUCGACUCGUGCUUCCAGGCCGGCUCCGCCUCGCUGCACCGGGGCCACCGCGCGGGCGUCUCGCAGCUGCUGCUGCCCGCCGUCGUCGACGAGCUCACCAUCCCGGCGCAGGCGUCCGCCCCCGUCAAGGGGAUGGCCGUCGCGAGCGCACAGUAUAUCGGCAAGGGCCGCAAGGCGGACGCGAAGAGGUACAAGUCCCACGUGGACGUGUACGACGUCGACAACGGGCGCCUUGUGUUCCGCCUCAAGGGCUUGCACUACCACGCCCUCGACUCUGCUCCCGAGACGCAGCUGCAGCACACUUUACCCGGCUGGUGUGGAAUCCUGAUGUCACCUGCGGGUCGGUUGAUCGACCUCGUUGCGCACAAACAAGGUUAUGUCCGGCUGUUGGAGAAGGCACACGGCAACAGCUCAUCGAGUCUGUGGCUCGACAGUAUCAAGGCCCUUGCCUCGGAGACAUCCCAGAUCGGGUCCGAGUACUGCCUGUCUCUUGCUACACAGGACGGCGGACUUGAGGCACGAGCCAAAUACGGCGCUGCGGGAGGCGUCAAGUUUGUAGUACACGAUGACCCGAAGACAGCUGAAGAGGCUGGUGGUCCGUUCGAUGUCGCCAUCAUACAGGUACCGGCUUCGCACAGCACCCAAGAUGUGCAACUUUUGUUGCAAGGUGAUGAUAUCGGCGAUGCCGGCCUUGUGGUCAUCAUCUCCUCUGAGGAAACCGGGCCCAUCGCUAAUGGCCAGUCCAACGGACACACCAACGGCCACGCCAACGGCCACGCCAACGGCCAGAAUGGGCACCAGAAUGGAUACCAGAAUGGCAAGAAUGGACAUCAUUUGGCGCCUAAAAUUGCCGGAUUCGAGAGCGUAAUUCCCCUUUCCACUGGCCCGAGCGGGACUGCAUCUCCUCAUCUCGCCUUCGUGGGAAGGAAGCCGCACGCAUCAGCAGCUCUAUCAGACGGCCGGGCUGCACAUGUUGUUCAUUUUGAGAAGCCCAGUGCGGAGAAGAAGUCAUUGAUCAUGAGGCUCUCGGACUUUGGUCUUUCGGUCACGCAGCAUACGGAGCUGCCGGCCGAGGUGCCUGACGGCAGCACCGUGGUGGUUCUCGACGAGGUCUUCACGCCCGUCAUCCCACGCGUCCGCGACGAGCAGCUUGCCAUGCUGCAGGAGCUGUUCAGGCGCAAGUGCCGCCUGCUCUGGGUCACGUCUGGCGGGCACAUGGCCGUCACCAACCCCGAGCACAGUCUCUUCGUCGGGAUCCUGCGCUCCCUCCUCGCCGAGGAUCCGACCUGCCUCGUCAUGACGGUCGAUAUCGAGUCUUCCACCAGCGAUUCCAGCGCGCAGGCCAUCCUGCAGACCAUGCGCCACCUCGAGGCCGUCAACGACGUCGAGUUUGUCGACCGCGAGUGGGUCGAGCGCAGCGGCGUGCCCUACGUCAGCCGCGUCGUGCCCAACUCGGUCAUCAACAAGGCCGAGGAGGCCGACAAGUCGGCGGCGGAGCCGGUCGUCAAGCACCUCUUCCGCAACGGGCCCGUCACCCGGCUCGUCAACACGCGCGUCGGCACCCUGGACGGCCUCGUCUUCGCCGAGGUCGACGACCCGGUCGGCCCGCGGGACGUCGAGGUGGAGAUCCACGCGGCCGCGCUCAACUUCAAGGAUCUGGCCCACAUCAUGGGCUUUCUGCCCAGCAACGAGGACCGGCUGGGUCUGGAGUGCGCUGGUAUCGUCUCGGCGGUUGGUGCUGAGGCCAGCGCUCAGUUCAAGCGGGGCGACAGGGUUGUUCUCAUCCGCAGAGAUGGUGGGUGCUUUGCCAACCGCGUCCGUAGCCGGCUCGAGGACGUGAGCAAGAUCCCGGACUCGUGGGGCUUCGAGGAGGCCGCAGGAGUUGGAGUCUGCUUCAUGACGGCCGUCUACGGGCUGAUCGACCUGGCCAACAUCAGAGAUGGCCAGACGGUUCUCAUUCACUCGGCAGCAGGUGGUGUCGGACUGGCAUGCCUGCAGAUCUGUGCCCAACACUCCGUUGAGGUCUACGUAACCGUCGGUACCGAGGAGAAACGCAGGUUCAUCCGCGAGGAGUUUGGCAUCCCCGAUGACCACAUCUUCACCUCUCGCUCUAUCGCUUUCGCUCAACAGCUCAUGGAUGCCACCAAGGGCCGCGGCGUCGAUAUAAUCAUGAACUCGCUGGCUGGGGAUAUGCUUCACGAGUCUUGGCGCUGCAUUGCCAACAACGGUACCUUUAUCGAAAUUGGCAAAAAGGAUAUCCUGGAGCGCAACACGCUGUCCAUGGAACCCUUUGACAGGAACGCGUCGUACCGUGCCUUCGAUCUGUCCACCCUGUGCAAGGACCGCGCCAUUGCUCACAGACUUACCGACUACAUCUUCACCAAGGGCCAGGAAGGUGUUAUCAAGCCCAUUCAUAUCUGCAAGACGUUUGAAUGGGGCAACAUAGUCGAUGCCCUCCGUUACAUGCGCGACGGAAAGCACAUUGGAAAGAUCAUCAUUUCCAGUCCUUCCCGCAACGCUGUCAAGGUCCCCAUCCGACCCAUGGUCACAAAGACAUGCCUCAAGCCGGAUGCGCCAUACCUCAUCGUGGGAGGCUUCAAGGGACUCUGUGCUUCUCUUGCCAUCUACAUGGCCCGCGAGGGUGCGAGACACCUCGUCAUCAUGGCCCGGAGCGGAUACGCCGACGAUCUGUCACAGGCGACCAUUAUGCAUCUGUCGGCGCUUGGAUGCAGGGUUGACCUCGUCCAGGGAGACGUUACAGUCAUGGCAGAUGUUGAGAGGGCUGUAACGGCCGCCGGGAAACCCCUCGCAGGCGUCAUCAUGGGAGCCAUGGUGCUAAAGGAUGGUAUGUUCGAUACGAUAACGGGCGACAACUUCCGCGCCCCCAUCGACCCCAAGGUCAAGGGGGCGUGGAACCUCCACAACGCAUUGCUGGCACAAGACACGCCGCUCGACUUCUUCACCCUGCUCUCCAGCAUCAGCGGCGUGGGCGGCCAGCGCGCCCAGACCAACUACAGCGCAGCCAACGCCUUCCUCGACGCCUUCGCCCACUGGCGCCACGCACAGGGCCUCCCCGUGUGCUCCGUCGACCUCGGCAUCAUCGAGGACGUCGGCUACUUCACCGACCGCGACGCCAUGGCGGCACGCCUGCGGAUGCAAGGCUGGACCCCGAUCAACGAGGCCCUGCUGCACCGCAUCCUGCGGCUGUCCCUGCUGCAGCAGACCGCCGGCCCCGUGGACCGCGACACCGUCGCCAACCUCAUCACGGGCAUCCCCAACCCGCUGGGGCCCAACAGCCCGCAGAAGCCCGUCCACCGCUUCAGCGCCCUGCGGCCCCGGACCGACGCGGGCGGCGCGGCAGCCGGCGACGGCGACCUCGCCAUCCUCCGGGCCGCGGCGAACAACGAGCAAGGGUCCGACGGCGACGGCGGCGUCGACAAGGCCACGCUCCUCGCGGCGGCCGUGUCGGCCGUCAACGGCGUGCUGACCAUGAGCCUGGGGCUGAGCGAGCCGCUGGAGCCGACGCGGCCGCUCAAGACGUACGGCAUCGACUCGCUCGUCGCCGUCGAGCUGCGCAACUGGGUCCGCACCGAGCUGGGCAUCGAGCUGAGCGCGCUGGAGAUCGUGGGCGCCGUCACGCUGGUGGCGCUGUGCGAGGUGAUUUUGAAGAAAUUGCUGCGGUAG